GCUCACGAAUUUACUUUCUCUAUUUGUUCUUUUCAGCGACCGACAAUAGCUUUUUAGCAACGACGCGCAUUCUAGCCCUACGUAACUUUGCUCUUGAAAUUAGGGAUUUUGUUCACACAUUAGAUAUGAUUCCACGACACUGGACCUGAAUGUAAAAGCUGGUCCUUUGUCUACACGUAUUGGCGACUCUGUGUACGCGAUUUUUGGAACGCUAGCGACGUCAACAUAGGCUACUUUCUUUUCGUAUCAACUUUAUUUUUACCGACUGUUCUUACUUUUGCUUUAGAAUUCAGAAGAUUCGCCGGACUUCUUACUGAAGACAAACAUAUUUCAUCAUGUCGGCCCAAGGGCUCCCCGCGCAUAUUUUAACCCUGUUCGGGCCAAGACCACCAGCGGAACCGCUUCCGCCCAGCACCACAUGCCAUCGUAUAAAACGCGGCAUGACGGGGGUCGCAGACUUCAUGGGCGAGUUCGAAGACACGGAACCACCAGCAAAGGGCGUGUAAAAAAAUUUUUUUUUGUUUGCUUCUAUGUCCCCAGCAUUGAUUGGUUUAGAGUGUUUCCUUUAGACCUUCUUUACUGGCACUUGUUGGAAACUGUGCACGACGCUGACGGGCUCUUUUGUUGUACCGAGAUUAGUGGGACGGAACAGAACAUAUGCGCCAACAGCGGUAUGGGACCAGAGACGCAAGCAUUAGUAUGGAACAUGAAUUUCCCCAAUUACUACACAGCUACGAAGCGCCCCGGGACAUGAAGCUGCGCAAGCUCAAGGAAAAAUUCGAGAAUCAUUUGAAAAAGAUAGCAGAUCUGAGAAACGAGUACGAUCCCAUGAACAUCAAAAACGCGACCGACGACCCACUAAAAACCGUGUUUGUGGCACGAAUUUCCUACGACACCUCGGAGAAGAAGCUGCGCCGCGAGUUCGAGCAAUACGGGGCUAUCCACAAGUAUUUAUUUCGCGACGAUAGUUUUUGUUUUCUACGCAGUAUUCUCUAAGCUCUUAAGCAGACAUUUACUCGCAGAAAACUCGACAGUGCCCAGACAGUAUCUCGCCCACCUAGAGGCGAGCACACAUGUUGUUUUCUACGCCGCUGGUCUCAUCAUGUCAUCGUGAUGUAGCUUCGUGCUAGCUUUGAUUUUUUUAUCGAUGUAAAAAUCAUCAGGAUCAAGAUGGUCUUCGACACGAAGUCUGGCAAACCCCGCGGUUACGCUUUCAUAGAGUACGAAGACGAGCGUGACGCGAAGAAAGCUUACAAGGACGGCGACGGCCGCAAAAUCGAUGGGCGAAGGGUCAUGGUGGACAUCGAGCGAGGAAGUAUUUUGGAUUUUUUUGUCCAUACCUUCACGCGGCUUAUGUCGGUAGAUCAAUAUUUAUUGUGCACAAAGUGAGACACCAGCAGCACUACACGAGCAUAAUAUCCUACCAAGAAAAAAUAAAAGAUUAUUUAUCAUGUUCUUUCCGCAACAAAUAACCUGCAGGAACAAGCGAAGGGUGGUUUCCGCGCCGACUCGGUGGCGGCCGCGGCAGCGGGAGAAAACCGAAGGGCGACAAGGCCAAGAAGCUCGCUGAGCUCUCCAAGGGCGGCGACGACAAGGAGAAGGAUCGCGACCGCAAGCGCGACCGGGAGCGGGAACGGGAUCGCGACCGGAAGGAGAAGGACGGGCGCGACCGCGAGCGCGACCGAGAGCGGGAGAGGGAGAGGGAACGACGCGACCGCAGCGAGUACGACGCGCCGCGGGACCGCGAAAGGGAAAGAGAGCGCCGGGGGGACGACCGCGACCGAAGAGGGGGUGGAGGUGGAGAUUACAAGCGGGGUCGGGACGACCGCGAAGAUCCCCGGGACGAUAGGAAGAAGAGAAGGCGGGAGGACUGAGGCCGCUGUGUUUGUUGGAAAGAACAAAUUUGAAACGGAAUUUUUCUUUUCAAACAUUGAGUACAAGUUUUAUUUUUCAAACACUAACGCACACACGGAUGUCGUGACCACGGAGGAUCCAUGAUGUCAUAAUCUAACGAAGAUCUGUGCCGAGUUAGGUUUGUUGGCUCGCGACAAUGUCCGAAAGAACGGAGAAAAGAAGCGGAUUUUUUCUUCGCCAGACUCUCGCGGUCUUUACGGUGCAGACCUCAACGCUCAAAGCUACGAUCACUGUUUUCGCUUGUCGGCUGCAUGAAAUUUUUAUCUGGUUCCGAAUCGCC
Messenger RNA from Amoebophrya sp. A120, 2194 nucleotides. Lineage: Eukaryota; Dinophyceae; Syndiniales; Amoebophryaceae. The record is from the annotation of a GenBank genome assembly.